CGUGGAGCCCGGCCGGUGACGAGAGCAGCGGCUCCGCCAUUGGGCGACGAGGCCUGAGGGACGGGCCAGCUUGGCGCACGAGGAGAGACUCAGGCGGCCCCGAGAGAGCCUGGGCAAUGGAGGCCAACAUGCCGAAGCGGAAGGAACCUGGCAAGUCCCUCCGCAUCAAAGUCAUCUCCAUGGGCAACGCCGAAGUGGGGAAAAGCUGUAUUAUAAAGCGAUACUGUGAGAAAAGAUUUGUGUCUAAAUACCUUGCAACAAUUGGAAUUGACUAUGGAGUCACCAAAGUACAAGUCAGAGACAGAGAGAUCAAAGUCAACAUCUUUGAUAUGGCUGGACAUCCCUUCUUCUACGAGGUCCGCAAUGAGUUUUACAAGGACACGCAGGGUGUGAUGCUGGUCUAUGACGUGGGGCAGAAAGACUCCUUUGAUGCCCUGGAUGCCUGGCUGGCAGAGAUGAAGCAGGAGCUUGGGCCUCACGGGAACAUGGACAAUAUUGUAUUUGUAGUGUGCGCCAACAAGAUCGACUGCACCAAGCACCGCUGCAUAGAUGAAAGUGAAGGGCGUCUCUGGGCGGAAAGCAAAGGGUUCCUGUACUUUGAAACCUCAGCGCAAACUGGAGAAGGGAUCAAUGAGAUGUUCCAGACCUUUUAUGUGUCUAUAGUUGAUUUAUGUGAAAAUGGCGGAAAACGUCCUACCACAAAUAGCAGUACUAGUUUCACCAAAGAACAAGCAGACACCAUUCGCAGAAUUCGAAAUAGUAAAGAUAGUUGGGACAUGCUGGGAGUCAAACCUGGGGCCUCAAGGGAAGAGGUCAACAAAGCCUACCGGAAGCUCGCUGUGCUUCUGCACCCUGACAAGUGUGUAGCGCCUGGCAGUGAAGACGCCUUCAAAGCUGUGGUGAAUGCCCGGACAGCCCUCCUGAAGAACAUCAAGUAGAGCAAGGAAAGACAGGCGGCAGGCUGGACUGACGACGCCCCUAAGGGAAGGAACCAACAGGGACUUUCCUUCCCAGAAUCUCACUGCUCUACCCCCUCCUGGCUGUCAUUUAUAAAUCAGUAGCUCAGUGCCUGCUGCGUCUCUAGGCCCUUCACAGUGAGAUGUUGCACGUGGAGAGAACCAGGCGGCUCUGCUCACGGGCUUCAUUUCCGAUUGCCAGGCGGCCUGAGGGGCUUCCAAGGCGCUGGGCCGUAGCAUCCCUCCUCGAUUGCUUGGGAAAGUCUGCUAGGUUUCUGGGGA
Messenger RNA from Marmota flaviventris (yellow-bellied marmot), 1238 nucleotides. It is a transcript of the gene Dnajc27, whose product is annotated as DnaJ heat shock protein family (Hsp40) member C27. Gene Ontology annotation, cellular component: lysosome; late endosome; phagocytic vesicle. Gene Ontology annotation, biological process: phagosome-lysosome fusion. Gene Ontology annotation, molecular function: GTPase activity; GTP binding. NCBI's taxonomy places the organism in Eukaryota, Metazoa, Chordata, Mammalia, Rodentia, Sciuridae. The record is from RefSeq and is a predicted model, not a curated record.